Messenger RNA from Dendronephthya gigantea, 702 nucleotides. RefSeq lists its product as uncharacterized. The transcript has a single exon. Gene Ontology annotation, biological process: DNA integration. Gene Ontology annotation, molecular function: nucleic acid binding. Bases 1 to 702 code for a protein of 233 amino acids. The record is from RefSeq and is a predicted model, not a curated record. Lineage: Eukaryota; Metazoa; Cnidaria; Anthozoa; Malacalcyonacea; Nephtheidae.
AUGAAGCAGGCUGUGAAAGAAGACCCAGCAAUGAGAAAACUGUCGCAAUGCAUAAAAAGAGGACAAAUGGUGAAUACAGAGGAUAUCAGUGGAUAUAAAAACGUAUUCCAGGAACUGGCAUUGGUGGACGACCUGAUCAUGCGAGGUGAAAGAAUGGUAGUCCCAGACAAGUUGCAGAAACGAAUGAUACAGAUUGCCCACGAAGGACAUCAAGGAGUAGUACGAACUAAACAAAUGCUCCGUGCACACGUCUGGUUCCCGGGAAUAGAUGCAGCAGUGAAAAACUACACGGACAAGUGUUUGGGAUGUCAAGCAACUACGCCAUUGAAUAACAGAGAGCCACUACAAAUGACAGAACUACCAGAUGGACCAUGGGAAAAAGUCAGCAUGGACUUCGCGGGACCCUUACCAAACAAAGAUACGAUAUUGGUAAUGUGGGAUCAAUAUGCCAAAUACCCAGUAGUCGAAUUCGUCACCACAACAUCGGCAGAAACAACAAUACGUGCGCUGGAACGUAUCUUCACUACAUAUGGUACUCCAAAAGAGAUAAAGACAGAUAAUGGACCACCAUUCAACUCGGGAAAAUUUUCAGAAUUUGCAAAAACGCUGGGUUUUAAACACCGGAAAGUUACUCCAAAAUGGGCCGAGGCAAAUGGUGAUGUCGAAAGAAUGAUUCAAAUCAUAAAAAAAGUGCGAAGAUAG